AUGGGUGGACCCGGUGGCUGUCACUUGUUCCCGGGCACUUUGCAAGGAUAUGCUUUGGAAUGGUUCGCUAAGCUUCCAGAGAAAAGCAUCCAAGACUAUGCAGACUUAAAGAAGAAAUUCAUAGCUCAGUUUGUCCAACAAAAGAAGCGCCAGAGAAGUCACUUGGAAGCUCACCUAAUUAAACAGAGAGAAAGCGAGUCACUAAGGAAUUUUAUCACAGGAUACACCGAGGAAUGCCAGAAGAUACCGGGUCUCCCUGAAAGUCAACAAGUCUCAGGUUUCACCUUGGCACUGCUCCCUGGCGAACUCCAGGAUGAACUAAGCAAGAGAAUCCCAUUGACAUUUCAAGAAGCUAUUGAUAAGGCAUUCGACUUCAUUCGCUCCAAAGAGACUACCUCACUAGUGAGAGGUAUCGCAAAGAAAGAAAAAUUUGGGAGAGGAUUGGCUAGUGAGGAACAUAAAGAGGAACAUCUGGAUCGGGAGGAAAGGUUUCAACAAUACAUCAAAGACAUAUCAAUUGUUAACUUGGUCAAAUGCCCAAGAGAUCUUCUGAACACUGAGACAGUGUGUACUACUUUCAAACCUCCCUCACCAAUGGCCUUCAAGUCUGGAAAAAAGAACAUGAAUCAAUAUUGUGAAUUCCACGAGGAUCAUGGACAUGAUACUAAUGCAUAUAGACAGCUAAAGUGGGAGAUCAAGAGGGCAUUGGAUGAAGGGAAGCUUGAACACUUAGUCCCAGGAGCUAAGCAGACAAGGAAGACUUUUGCAUGGCAAAGGAAGGUGGUGGAGGAGGAUGACGAUCCAGGAGAGCCUGAGGUCCAUGUAUACAUGGUCCAUGAAUAA
Molecule: messenger RNA, 843 nt
Organism: Erigeron canadensis
Lineage: Eukaryota; Viridiplantae; Streptophyta; Magnoliopsida; Asterales; Asteraceae
Exons: 1
Coding region: 1-843 (280 amino acids)
Source: RefSeq, a predicted model, not a curated record